This is a messenger RNA of Fusarium redolens, 1530 nucleotides long. RefSeq lists its product as uncharacterized. NCBI's taxonomy places the organism in Eukaryota, Fungi, Ascomycota, Sordariomycetes, Hypocreales, Nectriaceae. The transcript has 5 exons. The coding region runs from base 1 to 1530 and encodes 509 amino acids. The record is from RefSeq and is a predicted model, not a curated record.
AUGGAGAGUAACAUGGAUACAGAAGCACCUCCGUUCAGCCAUCAGACCCACGAUUAUGUGGCCAAUGAAUAUGAAGCCAAGGACUUCAUUGGGCGCAGAACUCGCUCUAGUAAAGACCUAUGGCGCAAAGUUCACACGAAAGGUUUCGAAGCUAUUGUUUGGGAAUUUAACCCUGAAGAGUUCAAGAAGCCCUUCCCUUUCUACGCACCUUAUCCUGCCGGUCCAGAUGCAAAGCGACUGCCUAUUUACAUCAAGAUCGAGGCCGAUAACAAAGAUCACCGUAACCUGUUCGAAGAUAAGUUCGAAGAAGACUUCUUUGUCCCGCUUUUUGCCCUCAUUGUCCUGGGAUCUCAAGAUGCAAUUGACUGGUUGCGAGAGACCGGGGAAAUGGACUCUGAGUCGGAGUUAACAGCGUGGCAGAAAUUGGAAGAAGAGUUCUUGAAGCGCACGAAUAACUGGGAACCCAACUUUUCGCGGGGGCUACCGACAAUUCCUAUAAGAACCAAGACCAAUAAGGUUGACAGAAUCAAGUUGUCAAAAGACUGGCAGGGCUGGCACGAUGUCCUUCCUCAGAUGGGCAUCCUUGACACUACUUCAAAGCAUGGAGGGAAACCUGUGCGCCAUCUCAACAUUUCGCUUAAAUGGCCGAUACUUAUCAAGCCAUUGAAAGCCCAUCAUGAGCUUAUGAUACGGGAUAGAUUUUCUAUGCCUCCGGAGAAGUUUUUCCAAGACCUCAUCGACGCUAUUCACAAUACUCCCGAUCCAGAUUCCCCGGGUCGCAAUCGCUUGUAUCAAUGGAAGCUUCAAAUCUACCCGAAUCAAGAGCAGAAGGAUUACAUUAUGACUUCGCAUGAUCCUUUCAACCUUUAUGAGACUUAUAUCCACCAGGAAGAUUGGAACGCGUACAUGAAAUCAUUGGAGAAGACCGGGUCACCUAUUCGCCCCUUACCUCGCAUCAACAAAAAGCUAUACGAUCUCUGCAAUGGCAUUAUGCUCAAAGUCGGCGGCGCUGACAUCGACCUUCAAGCAUCUAUCGCCAAAGAAAAGGGUAAAAGUCACGAUUCAGAAGAUGAGGACUUGAAGAAUCUCAAGGGAAAGUUUCCGAAAAAAGUGCCUCGGCCUUUGACAAAACUCAAUGCGAAAGCACGCGUUCAGGCUGAGAAGAAGAGGGAGAAGAGGAAGAAAAGCUUCAAGGCUUUGAAGAAGGUAUAUCAAGUUGGGUGCGGAACAGCAUUCCUUUGGAAUGACCUUGAUGUUGAGAAGAUCCAACGAGCUGCUGGGAAACGACCUGAUGAGGCGGGUCAGAAGGAAAUCAUGGGAGGUGUUUCAGCGACGGAGAUUGGUAGCGCCAUGGGCUGGGGCAGUAAGCGGUUGAAAUCUCGCGUUUUCCCGGCGGAAUGGCUCCAUCUUUCGGCUUUCUCUUGGGGAGGUAUUACUGGUGACGAUGAUCCAGAAGGUUUCUCCACAAGUCAGAACUUUGAGAACUUGGUCUUUGGAACAUCCGAGACCAACUCCCUCAUGACGAGGUAA